GGUGGCCGAGGUGGGCCGCCGAUCCGAAAAGAGUGGCGGGAGCUGUUCCGCUUGCUCCGUGUGUCCCCGAGAGCUGCCGCCCGCUUCCCCAGUGACCUGGCCGGGAAGAGUUCCUAGGCGUCCAGCUCCCACGGCAGAGGUACCCGGAGCCCACGGGAGCGGACCGGCCGCGCGGGGACCAUGCCGCUCGUGCCCCAGCGGGCCCCCGAGCAGAGUGACUGCGGCUUGGUGGCCAGUCUCGACAACGUCAGGAACCUCUCCACGGUCCUGAAGGCCAUUCAUUUCCGGGACCAUGCCACGUGUUUCGCCACCAAAAAUGGAAUCAAGGUGACAGUGGAAAACGCCAAGUGUGUGCAAGCGAACGCCUUUAUCCAGGCUGGAAUAUUUCAAGAGUUUAAAGUUCAGGAAGAGCCUGUUACUUUUCGAAUUAAUUUAACUGUCCUUUUAGACUGUUUAUCUAUUUUUGGAUCAAAUCCUGUGCCAGGGAAUUUAACGGCGCUGCGCAUGUGCUACCAAGGGUACGGCUACCCGCUGAUGCUCUUUCUGGAGGAAGGAGGAGUGGUGACGGUCUGUAAAAUCAGUACUCAGGAGCCCGAGGAAACUCUGGAUUUCGAUUUCUGCAGCACCAACGUUGUCAAUAAAAUUAUUCUGCAGUCAGAGGGGCUCCGUGAAGCGUUUUCCGAGUUGGAUAUGACCAGCGAGGUCCUGCAGAUCACCAUGUCCCCCGACAAGCCGUACUUCAGGUUGUCUACCUUUGGGAACGCAGGAAGCUCCCACCUCGACUAUCCCAAAGACUCUGAUUUGAUGGAAUCAUUUCACUGUAAUCAGACCCAGGUCAACAGGUACAAGAUCUCGCUGCUGAAACCCUCUACGAAGGCACUGGUCCUGUCCUGCAAGGUGUCUGUCCGCACGGACAACCGGGGGUUCCUGUCGCUGCAGUACAUGAUCAGGAACGAGGACGGGCAGGUGUGUUUCGUGGAGUACUACUGCUGCCCUGACGAAGAGCCCCCCGAGUCUGAGUCCUGAGGGCGAAGGGCACUGCGGCAUGCGCGGCGGGCCAUGUGCUCGCUCUCCGUGCUUUCGUGCUGGGCUCCCAAAGGGCAGGGGCACGGGAGAGACAGGUGCCUGUGCCCCAGGUCACCGUGUGUUUUGUCACAGAGUCACAGAUUGCCCCGUUCCGGGCCGUCCUGUGCUUCUGUCUUUGGACUCCCGGGGAUUCCUAUGAGCCAAGAUGAAUAAGUUAUAUAUGUAUUCUGUUCUAUUUAAGUAGGACAUUUCAAAAGUCUGGAAAUUUAAAAUUUGAUGGAGCCAUAUAUGAAAUGUUCUUUUAUUUAUUUACUGUUAGAAAAAUCAAAGGCGUGAGUGUUGCUUAUUAGUUUGAAUAAUUCAAAAUACUUCAUUUAAAAAAAAGAUUUUAUUUAUGUAUUUUUAGAGAGGGGAGAGGAGGGACAAGAGGAGGGAGGGGAACACGGAUGUGAGAGACACAUCGGUCAGUUGCCUCUCGUGUGCACCUCGACCAGGGACUGAAUCCACAGUCCAAGGCCGUACCCUGACUGAAAAAUAGAACCAGCGACCUCUCGCUUUGCAGGACGAUGGCCGACCAACUGAGCCACACUGGUCAGGGCUUUCUUUAAAUUUUUUUUAAAUUAGGAAAUACACAUUUUAUUUCUCUUUUUAAAUAUGAGGCAUUUUUAUUGAGAUAUAAUUGACAUGUAGCAUUAUAUUAGUUUCAAGUGUACAACAUCACUCGGUAGAGAAUGUAUCUUACAGCAGUGAUUCCUACAGCGUUGCACCCAGACCGACACCAUCAGCAUCACCUAGACGCUCGGCAGCGACUCUGCCAGUGGGCCAGCAGCCUGGCGCUGAAAGAGCCCGCCCCACCCCUGGAGAUUCUGACGCGUGCUGAAGUUUGAGAACCACUGUGUUAGAGGGUACUUUAAAAAAACAAAAAAGAUAACAUGUAAUUACAUUGAAGUGAUUGCUUUUCUAGGUGAUUUCUUCACAAGCCUCUGAAGCUUAGGGAUCGCUAAGCAAUUUUGAAUAAUUAUAUGAUUUAUUUUUAAGUAUUUAUUUUGAAGAAAUCUAUGACCAAGACAUAAAAGUCUUCAGAGUUACAGAUUUUCUCCUUGUUCUCACAAGUGUUCAGUGCAGUGAGUACUUGGUAGACACCUCCUGUUGCCCUGUGAGUCUCCCGGCCAGAGGAAGGUGCAGGAAGCCAGAUAGGAAGUCACUUGUGCAUUUCUUGGGUAAUCUGCCAUGAACUUACUUUGCAGCAUGUAGAUAAUUUAAUAAUAUAAUAACUAAAAUUAUCUGGCUUGUUUUCUAGUAGAAAAAA
Molecule: messenger RNA, 2335 nt
Organism: Phyllostomus discolor (pale spear-nosed bat)
Lineage: Eukaryota; Metazoa; Chordata; Mammalia; Chiroptera; Phyllostomidae
Gene: RAD1
Product: RAD1 checkpoint DNA exonuclease
Exons: 6
Coding region: 181-1026 (281 amino acids)
Biological process (GO): DNA repair; DNA damage checkpoint signaling
Cellular component (GO): nucleus; checkpoint clamp complex
Molecular function (GO): 3'-5' exonuclease activity
Source: RefSeq, a predicted model, not a curated record